GUUCCCAGGGCUCUACGACGUCAACUUGUCGUCCACGCCUCCAAAUCAUCAUCAGAAAGGAUCCAUUAUUGUUUUUUUCCCAUGAAGUAUAGCCCAAUUGACAUGUAAUUUAAAAACGACACUUUGUAGACCGUCUUCUUUUUGUUAUACGAUUUAAAACAAAUAUUGUGCUAAAAGCAGGGAAGAACGUGAAAACAUUGUUACUAUGACAACGUAAUCAACAGUGAAGAACCUUGAACGGGCAUCGAAAUUUUCGUGUCUGAAGACUAAACUAACUUCAUUUCUGCCUCACUUUAAAAAGGAAAGAAAAAAUGAUUCCGCCAGUUGAUUCUCUUCUGAAAUACGAUACUCCAAUAUUGGUCAAAACAGGCUCGGUAAAAUCUCCAACGAAAACGCCCCAUAACAGGUGCGCCAAGUAAGAAUGAUUCCUCAGCCGUCCACUGACUCCAUACCAAUUCCACCACCUCCUAAAUCAAAAUAUGCAACCAGUGAAGGCAACAAGCUGGAAAAUGAGGAGGUCCUGGAUGUCAUCCUUCCACCCAGGGAAUGGACAGAAGGAAACCAGCUGUGGGUGCAGAAGGUAUCCAGUGCACCUUGUACAAGAGCGGACAUUAUCCACUUGAAGGAACAGCUGGACACAAAACUGGAGCAGAGACAGGCCAGACACACAGGCAUCUGUCCUAUUCGCAGAGAGCUCUAUUCUCAGUGUUUCGAUGAAUUAAUUAGACAGGUAACCAUCAUCUGUGCUGAGAGGGGUCUGCUUCUGCUGCGAGUCAGAGAUGAGAUUAAAAUGACAAUCGCAACCUACGAGACGCUGUACGAAAGCAGCAUCGCUUUUGGCAUGAGAAAGGCACUGCAGGCUGAACAGGGAAAGAUGGACAUGGAAAAAAGAAUUGCAGAUAUGGGGAGUGAGAAGCAGGAUCUGAUGAAACAAUUGGAUGAACAGAAGGCAAGAUGCGAUGCAAUUGAGAGGAGAGAAACUGAGAAGAGACAAGUGGAGGAAAGGAAGUAUAAUGAGGAGAUUCAGUUUUUGAAGAAAACUAAUCAACAGCUCAAGACACAACUGGAAGGAAUGAUUACUCCAAGGAAGUGAAACUUUUCAAGCAGGACAGCAGAUUUCAUACACAAUGUUGUUUUUCUCUGUUGGAUAAAUGAAUGAGCAGACAGUCUGAAAUUUAGCAUUUUAUUUUAAGACCAUGGCUGCAAUAUUUCAAACAUUUAACAGAUUGCACAUUUCUCUUGAAUGUCAAGAGAUUGGCUGACUUUGUGCAUGAUAAAUUACAUGUAGUUGAAAAGAGUUGAGAGGGAAAGGUGCAGCCAUUUGCUUGAAGUCAAAACAAGGUGACCACUGGAAAAAGACACGUCGAUGUUUAGCUCUUUUUUGCCAAUUUGUCAUUUCAAUAAAAUGUAGCCAAUUUGGCUCAUUUAAAUACA
Girardinichthys multiradiatus is the source of this 1434-nucleotide messenger RNA. RefSeq names its product dynein, axonemal, light intermediate chain 1 (gene dnali1). The record is from RefSeq and is a predicted model, not a curated record. The coding region runs from base 422 to 1093 and encodes 223 amino acids. Gene Ontology annotation, cellular component: axoneme; filopodium. NCBI's taxonomy places the organism in Eukaryota, Metazoa, Chordata, Actinopteri, Cyprinodontiformes, Goodeidae. The transcript is spliced from 6 exons. Gene Ontology annotation, molecular function: dynein heavy chain binding.